AGCUGAACCUGGCUCAAAUGCUCGUUUACUCCCCUAAAUAUAAUUGCGUGGAGGACGAUAAUCACAACCAUGGCUUCCCUCCCUGCCAGUCGAUUAGGGCAGAGACUUUACAAUCCAAGCAAAUUGAUACCAGUGUGGAAACUGGCCAUUUGUCGUGCCAAAAUGUUCUGUUAGGUCGCUGUGAAGUCGAGCUCCGCAAUAGUGUCCUGAGGUGAGACGGUUUGUUGUGACUUGAGGAGGACAGUGGUGCGCUCAUUUCACCACACAAUGCCGCAAUGAAGGGCGUCAGACUGCCUCGUUCUUCACUUAUUGGAGUUUCACUAGCCGUUCUUCUGGUCAGAACCAGUCGCAGACUCGAUUUUGCUCGCAGGGGAAGAAGGUUUUGUUCAACUGGUCGGUGUUUAGGAAACAGGAGUGAACCUUUAUUGUUGGUGGCGGGUGGCGGCGCAGCUGGAAUCUAUGCUUCACUAAGGGCAAAAGAAUUAGCUCCUCAUCUUAAUGUGUUAGUCAUUGAGAAGGGGAAGCCUUUAUCUAAGGUGAGGAUUUCUGGUGGGGGCAGGUGCAAUGUAACAAAUGGAAAUUUUCUUGAAAAAAUGGUUCAGAUCUGCUUUUGGCAUUCACUGAAGAUUUAUGAAAUAAUUUUUUCACUGGGUUUGGCGGGAAAUUAUCCUAGAGGUAAUAAAGAACUUCAAGGAGCUUAUUUCAAUAUUCAUGGGCCACAAGAUACCAUGAGUUGGUUCUCCAAUCAUGGUGUUGAUCUUAAGAUAGAAGAAGAUGGAAGAGUUUUUCCAGUCAGCAAUAAUUCAUCCUCUAUUGUGGAUUGCCUUCUAGGUGAAGCAAAAAAGAUGGGAGACUCAACACAGUAUUUUGUUGUAGUUCAACUGCAAAUAGGCAAAGUUAUCUCAAAUGUAUCUAUCAGCUAUAAAGGAAAAUUCAAUCUGAGGAUUGAGAAACGAACCAUUGAUCUUGUGGAGGAUAUUGAGGCAGACUUUUUGUUGGUUGCAACUGGUAGUUGCCAGCAGGGUUACAAGCUUGCUGUCCAACUUGGACAUUCUAUUGUACAGCCAAUGCCCAGCAUUUUUACAUUCAAAAUAGAGGACAACAAGCUGCAAUCUUUGUCAGGGAUCACAUUACCGAAAGUUAAAGCCAAGUUGAAACUAGAAAAUAUUUGUAAGAAUCAACCCGAGUAUACACAGGUCGGGCCUAUGCUAAUUACACAUUGGGGGCUUAGUGGUCCUGUGAUUCUUCGUUUGUCUGCUUGGGGAGCUCGUGAUCUCUUCCUCAAUGAAUAUAAAGGUUUUGUUUACAUAGAUUUUAUACCUGAAAUAAAUGUAGAAGAUCUAAAACUCAUUCUUUCCCAACAUAGAGAGCAUAUGGCUAAGCAGAAGCUGAGCAAUUCAUUUCCCUCUAAGUUCGGCUUGGUAAAAAGAUUUUGGGGAUAUCUGCUUGAUCGUGAGGGAUUAGAUGGUGAUGAGCCUUGGGCUAGCUUAGCAAAUAAAAGUUUAAAUUCAAUAGCACUUCUGCUGAAGCAAUGCUCAUUCAAAGUGAUUGGAAAGGGUCAAUUUAAAGAGGAAUUUGUUACUUCUGGAGGUGUUCCACUCUCAGAGAUCACUCUUAGCAAUAUGGAAAGCAGGAUAUGGAAAAACCUAUUUUUUGCAGGAGAGGUUUUAAAUGUUGAUGGAAUUACUGGUGGUUUCAACUUUCAGAAUGCUUGGACUGGUGGCUACAUUGCAGGAACGAGUAUAGGUGAACUGGCAUCAACUUAUUUGCUCUAAUGCAUUGUGUCCGUUUCCAUUCCUAUGAAGAAUUAUAAGGUCUUCUUUACUUGCUUGAAUUUUGCUUUUUGUCAUUAU
Phalaenopsis equestris is the source of this 1853-nucleotide messenger RNA. RefSeq lists its product as uncharacterized. The transcript is spliced from 17 exons. The record is from RefSeq and is a predicted model, not a curated record. Lineage: Eukaryota; Viridiplantae; Streptophyta; Magnoliopsida; Asparagales; Orchidaceae. Bases 276 to 1775 code for a protein of 499 amino acids.